AUGAGUCGAUAUCACAGAAAUAAGUCGCUUCAACAGACUAUAGGAAUGACCGGAUCUCAAAUUCCGACCUCACCAACCCCGGAAACCAUGAAUCGGUUGGAAGUUGAAUCGGCCUCGUCCACUUCACUUCCCAAUUCGGUGCCAUAUUAUAACAUUAGUGACCAUCACAGCUCUCUUGAUACCGUCAGCUUGCUUCGUGGACAACCUCAGUAUACCAAUACUUCACAUCUUAAUUUGGGAACUUCCACCGGAAAUCGAUCAUCUGGCAUUGCAGGUGCACCUGUCAAAGUUGACACCCCUCGGAAUGACGAUACUUUCAAUCAGGUCCCUAAAAGAUUUUCCCAGUUCAUACUUGACCAGCAAAACCCCUAUGUGGCCCAGAGACUCGAUAAUCUUUCACUCAACUCGCUAAGUGUCAGCGAACAGCUGAGAGAGCGUCGGCUUAAACGGCGGACGUUUUCUCGUGCGUCACGUCAAAAUAAGACCGGAACUGCAACCCAGUCGUUAACAUCUGGUUUCGGCCACAGCGCAGUAGCCCGGUCUUCCACCAACAUUUCAGAAUCUAUGGGGUCUCAAGCUACAAUUUUUUCCACCAGAGACCAGCUUAUUAACCGCAGAGCCACCCGGCGCCGACAACGGCCCCAUCUGCAUGCCGCUGCAAGUGAAGGUUCGACGCUUUCACGUCAAAAUGCAGUGCGCAUCAAGCAGGGUGGAUGGUUCUACCGGUUGCGAAUCAGACUCGCUCGGUUGGCGAAAAAGCUCAAGUAUCGUUUUUUCGCCUCGUCCAAACGGACGGGCAGCGUUAAGCGCCAUGGAAAAAGAAAAGUGAGCAUUUCGCACCCAAAUCGCCGUCUUGGUGUUGCACCGGAAACGGUUCCUUUUCUCGACGAAAACCUCAAGCUGAUGGCGGGGGCGUACCCGGUGCAUCUUCGGUCAAGGAGUCCGCAAAAAAGGAUGGAGGAAAACCAAAAAAUGAAAAAUGCAAAAAAUCAAGAAAUGCAAAAUUUGCAAAACUUGCAGAAUUUGAAUCAAAAUUCACAGCUUCCAGUUUCGGCUUCCCAGCCUCCAGCUUCUGGCUCUCGCCGGUCCCUGGCCUCGUCCUCCACACCUCCUCCAGUUCCUCCCCAUUUUGUGCGGAGGAGCAUGACAGCUCCACUUUUCGACGACACCAACGACACCAUUGAACUUUGGCGCCAGUAUCUUGCCCAUGUUGUAUGUCGGCGAGUGCUUUUGCGGCAGGAAAUCAACCAGUUUCAAAACUACUUGGCUGGUCAAGAUCCACUUCUUCAUCGUUUAAGUGCAAUUCGCACCCAAAUGCCGCGGGCCUCGUAUCAGGCAGUGGUGAAAAAUGUGGGGGAUUCAUCUUCAGAAUACGAAACCGUUUCUGAUUUUUCGGGAUCAAGUAUUCUGGAAGGGUCUGAAUUUAGCCAGAAUGUACUCCACAGGCGCUCAAUGUUGGGAGAAAUGCUUGACUAUGACUCCGAUGGAGUGUCGGUUACUUCGCAAAAUCUGGAAUCUGACUAUUCUCACCAAACAAAUCAGUCCAAUUCUCAAAGUUUUCUGUCUAAAAAUUCAAACUCAACUGAGUCUUCAGAGUUGUCCGCUAUGAAAAGAUACGGAACAGUGCGUCGUCACAAAUUGCAAAAAAGUGUUACUCCCAGCUUGGGCUCGCUUCGACGGUCACCGGGAGUCCAAAUGGACCUCAAUGGGCAUAGCAGAGAAUAA
This is a messenger RNA of Meyerozyma guilliermondii ATCC 6260, 1725 nucleotides long. RefSeq lists its product as uncharacterized. NCBI's taxonomy places the organism in Eukaryota, Fungi, Ascomycota, Pichiomycetes, Serinales, Debaryomycetaceae. The coding region runs from base 1 to 1725 and encodes 574 amino acids. The transcript has a single exon. The record is from RefSeq and is a predicted model, not a curated record.